AUGACACCCUCGCGAGCAACAUAUCAAAGACCUGGCGCAUCGCAAUUCCAAUUCCGUUGGUCGCAAAGUCAGACUUCAAGCUGGAUCACGUCUCGGCUCGAAACGAUCUUCCGGUCAUCACGCCGGACGUUCCGGUUCUCCGCUAGGCAGAGCAACUCAGCAAACGGUACUGCCAAGGAAUCGCUUUCGCUCAGUCAAAGGUUGAAGAAGCUUUCGCGCGAAUAUGGGUGGUCGGCCGUUGGUGUGUAUCUGGCCUUGAGCGUUCUGGAUUUUCCCUUUUGUUUCCUGCUCGUGCGGAUCGUUGGAACCGACCGGAUUGGUCAACUGGAGCACUGGGUAGUGUCCCACGUUCAAAAAGUGAUCCCUGAUUCAGUCGAAAACUGGUGGACCGAAUACAGAGCCGCACUCAGCAAGGCCGAGACCGAGCAGCUGGGAAACAACGACAUCAGCGAUGCGGUUGAGAAGGCAACCUGGGGAGUUGAGGAAGCUCAGCGCGCCAACAAAGCAGAAGCCAGUAAGUCGACACGAACUGCUACACGAGGCCUCCCGCGGCAGAGGGUUGAGAAGCUCCACGAACUGACUUUGUUGUAG
Molecule: messenger RNA, 591 nt
Organism: Colletotrichum fioriniae
Lineage: Eukaryota; Fungi; Ascomycota; Sordariomycetes; Glomerellales; Glomerellaceae
Gene: NAT2
Product: DUF1279 superfamily
Cellular component (GO): mitochondrion
Source: RefSeq, a predicted model, not a curated record